Scutellospora calospora is the source of this 492-nucleotide messenger RNA. Lineage: Eukaryota; Fungi; Glomeromycota; Glomeromycetes; Diversisporales; Gigasporaceae. The record is from the annotation of a GenBank genome assembly.
GUUGCGCGGCCUGAAGAUCCUCAAAUUGUAAAAAUAAUACAUCGCAUGGUAGAACGUUUUGCAAAAUAUGGACCACCAUUUGAGAAUAAUUCCAAAUUUGGGUUCUUGUUCGAUAACGACUCUCCUGAACAUACUUAUUAUUGUUGGAAAUUAUAUUCUAUUCUCCAAGGCGAUCCAAAGAAAAAGUGGCGCACCGAAGUUUUUCACAUGUUUAAUGAAGGACUUAUGUGGGUUCCUCCGGAAAUACCUUUUGAUGAAGACGCCGUAGAUAAGUUAUUGGACUCUGAUGAAGGGAAGAACGAGAAAGAGAGCAUGUUCCUAAAGGUACACUCGAAACAUCGAUUAGAAGUAAUGUUACGGAAAUUGACCUAUGAGAGAGGCGCUAUAGCAAAGGUAAUGACCUUUUCCAUUGAUUAUUCUGACGCUGCUGAUGAGAUAGUGGAUAUAAUCUGUAAAACACUUGUUAUUAAGGAAACACCUAUUCCAACCAAA